CAGAGCCCAGAGAAGUUAGGGAGGUCGAGCAGGGAAGGGUCGGUAGAAACCUCGAUCAGAUUUCCUUUCCGCUCGUCCUUGUCGCUUGGACCCAGGAGGAACGUCCCUGCUUGCGUCUAGGGGCGGACGGUGAACGCGCUGCGCACGGCCCCGCCAGGGCUGGUAGUUUGCAGACCGUCCCUGCCGAGGCCCGCUCGCCCGGCAGCCCUGCGGCUCCCGCGGUGGCGGCGGCGGCGGCCCCAGCCUCGAUCCAGUCCAGGUAGCGGUGCCUCAGGCUCUGGGGGCGCUGUGACCCCGCUCCUGGCUGCGCCUGGGACCCCCCUGCCCCCCCAGAGCACAGCUGUUGGAGAGUGACCCCGAAUGCUGCUGAUGGUGCUUCUGUUGCUUCCCUACUAGCAGGAGUGAUUCUUCACCGGAAGUGGACUUUGGAGGGGGGCUCAUUAGACCAGCAGAAUGGAAGCCAGGCAAGGAAAUCAGCUGACUCAGGAGCCGGAGUGAGAGCCACCGCACCCUCCGCCCCAGCCUGCACCAUGAGCUUGCCUUCACCUUCCGCGCGUUGAGAGCCAACAGGAGGGGUGCAUUGCUAGAGAGAGAUGGCUUUCUUUACUCCCUGGAAGUUGUCCUCUCAGAAGCUGGGCUUUUUCCUGGUGACUUUUGGCUUUAUAUGGGGGAUGAUGCUUCUACACUUCACCAUCCAACAGCGAACUCAGCCGGAGAGCAGCUCCAUGUUGCGGGAGCAGAUCCUGGAUCUCAGCAAAAGGUACAUCAAAGCACUGGCAGAGGAAAACAGGAACGUGGUGGACGGGCCCUAUGCUGGCGUCAUGACGGCUUACGACCUGAAGAAAACCCUUGCUGUGUUACUGGAUAACAUCUUGCAGCGCAUUGGCAAGCUGGAGUCGAAGGUGGACAAUCUCGUCAAUGGCACAGGAGCAAAUUCUACCAACUCCACCACAGCUGUCCCCAGCUUGGUAUCGCUUGAAAAAAUUAAUGUGGCAGAUAUCAUUAAUGGAGUUCAAGAAAAAUGUGUAUUGCCUCCUAUGGAUGGCUACCCCCACUGUGAGGGGAAAAUCAAGUGGAUGAAAGACAUGUGGCGUUCGGAUCCCUGCUACGCAGACUAUGGAGUGGACGGCACCUCCUGCUCCUUUUUUAUUUACCUCAGUGAGGUUGAAAAUUGGUGUCCUCGUUUACCUUGGAGAGUGAAAAAUCCCUAUGAAGAAGCUGAUCAUAACUCAUUGGCGGAAAUCCGUACGGAUUUUAACAAUCUCUACAGCAUGAUGAAGAAGCAUGAGGAGUUCCGGUGGAUGAGACUUCGGAUCCGGCGAAUGGCUGAUGCGUGGAUCCAAGCGAUCAAGUCUCUGGCAGAGAAACAAAACCUUGAGAAGAGAAAACGGAAGAAAAUCCUUGUUCACCUGGGGCUCCUGACCAAGGAAUCUGGCUUCAAGAUUGCGGAGACAGCAUUCAGCGGUGGCCCCCUUGGUGAAUUGGUUCAGUGGAGUGACUUAAUUACAUCUCUCUACCUACUGGGCCAUGACAUCCGGAUCUCAGCUUCACUGGCUGAGCUCAAGGAGAUCAUGAAGAAGGUUGUUGGAAAUCGGUCUGGCUGUCCUACUGUAGGAGACAGGAUCGUUGAGCUUAUUUAUAUCGAUAUUGUGGGACUUGCUCAAUUUAAGAAAACUCUAGGACCAUCCUGGGUUCAUUACCAGUGCAUGCUCCGAGUGCUAGAUUCCUUUGGAACAGAACCUGAGUUCAAUCAUGCAAGUUAUGCCCAGUCGAAAGGCCACAAGACCCCCUGGGGAAAAUGGAAUCUGAACCCGCAGCAGUUUUACACCAUGUUCCCUCACACCCCAGACAACAGCUUCCUGGGCUUCGUGGUGGAGCAGCACCUGAACUCCAGCGACAUCCACCACAUUAACGAGAUCAAGAGGCAGAACCAAUCCCUUGUGUAUGGCAAAGUGGAUAGUUUCUGGAAGAAUAAGAAAAUCUACUUGGAUAUCAUUCACACGUACAUGGAAGUGCACGCUACUGUUUAUGGCUCCAGCACGAAGAACAUCCCCAGUUAUGUGAAGAAUCACGGCAUUCUCAGUGGGCGUGACCUGCAGUUUCUUCUCCGGGAAACGAAGCUGUUCGUUGGGCUGGGAUUCCCUUAUGAGGGUCCAGCUCCCCUGGAGGCCAUCGCAAAUGGAUGUGCUUUCCUGAACCCCAAGUUCAGCCCUCCCAAAAGCAGCAAAAACACGGACUUCUUCAUUGGCAAGCCCACACUGAGAGAGCUAACGUCUCAGCACCCUUAUGCAGAAGUCUUCAUCGGCCGGCCACACGUCUGGACUGUGGAUCUGAACAAUCGAGAGGAGGUUGAGGAUGCAGUAAAAGCCAUCUUAAACCAGAAGAUUGAGCCGUAUAUGCCGUAUGAGUUCACGUGUGAAGGGUUGCUGCAGAGAAUCAACGCAUUCAUAGAGAAGCAGGACUUCUGCCAUGGCCAGGUGAUGUGGCCUCCCUUGAGCGCCUUGCAGGUGAAGCUGGCUGAGCCUGGGCAGUCCUGCAAGCAAGUGUGCCAGGAGAGCCAGCUCAUCUGUGAGCCUUCCUUCUUCCAGCACCUCAACAAGGAAAAGGACUUGCUGAAGUACAAGGUGACCUGCCAAAGCUCAGAACUGUACAAGGACAUCCUGGUGCCAUCCUUCUACCCCAAGAGCAAGCACUGUGUGUUUCAAGGGGAUCUCUUGCUCUUCAGUUGUGCGGGGGCCCACCCCACACACCAGAGGAUCUGCCCCUGCCGGGACUUCAUCAAGGGCCAAGUGGCCCUAUGCAAAGACUGCCUAUAGCAUAGCUAUCCUGAAUUCAUUCCGAUGGGAAAGAGGUGGCUCCGCUGGGCAGGGCCAGGGGGCCGAAGUCAUUCAGGGACUCAGACCAGAGCCCGAACUCUUUGGUCCAGGGCUUGGAUUUGAUACUGCUCCAGCUGCAGCCAGUGCAUCCCAGGAGAUUACACCAAAACCGCAAGAGAACAGAGGUCAGACCGGGGGCCUGGCUUCUCCCUGGUGCAAUGAAUGUCCUCUCUGUCCCGGAAAGUGUCCAGGCAGCGGCUCCUCCCGGGUUACUUUUUU
Molecule: messenger RNA, 3095 nt
Organism: Phodopus roborovskii (desert hamster)
Lineage: Eukaryota; Metazoa; Chordata; Mammalia; Rodentia; Cricetidae
Gene: Mgat5
Product: alpha-1,6-mannosylglycoprotein 6-beta-N-acetylglucosaminyltransferase
Exons: 18
Coding region: 594-2816 (740 amino acids)
Biological process (GO): protein N-linked glycosylation
Cellular component (GO): Golgi apparatus
Molecular function (GO): alpha-1,6-mannosylglycoprotein 6-beta-N-acetylglucosaminyltransferase activity
Source: RefSeq, a predicted model, not a curated record